Messenger RNA from Cyprinus carpio (common carp), 707 nucleotides. RefSeq names its product CTF8, chromosome transmission fidelity factor 8 homolog (S. cerevisiae). Gene Ontology annotation, biological process: mitotic sister chromatid cohesion. NCBI's taxonomy places the organism in Eukaryota, Metazoa, Chordata, Actinopteri, Cypriniformes, Cyprinidae. Gene Ontology annotation, cellular component: Ctf18 RFC-like complex. The record is from RefSeq and is a predicted model, not a curated record.
CUCUAGUGGUUCACACAGCAGCGGGACUUUUAUUUUGAAAUGUAACUCGCACUGGCGGGAAACUUGUGUGUCUGUCAGCAGAAGAUCAUGUGCAACAACGGAUCUGAGAAAUGAGAAGGUCCACAGAGCAGGAAGAAUUGUGUGAUUUGUGAAUCCUGACACAGAGGCAAUCGAUAAAAGAAUGGUUCAAAUAGUCAUCUCGAGUAAAGCUGGUGAAGGUCCAGCUGAAUGGCUGCUGGUGGAGCUGCAGGGAGAAAUGGUGUCCAGACAGAAUACUGGACUUGCAGGAAAUCUGAUGGGAGACCUGCACUAUACAAAAGAGGGUGUACCGGUGCUAAUAGUCGGACAUCACAUCCUUUAUGGCAAACAGGUCAAACUGGAGAAGCCCUUUGCUGUUCUGAUGAAGCACUCUGGACUCCCUCGGGAUGAAGAGGAAAUGAUGGAAACCAACCAAGAGAACCCAGUUUACACUGUUUCCGCCCUCAUCAAAAAGAAGCUUAUCUUUAAAACACGACCCAAACCCAUCAUCACAAAUGUGCCAAAGAAGGUAUAACUUAUGUUCACAUAUUAGAGGCUGACUGAUUCUAGAUUUAUAACCAUAUGUGAAUAUAAAUGUUUUUUUGAAUGGUGGAUUAGUAUCUCUGUACAUUGUUGUCAGGAAUGAGUAAUUGACAAUAACAUUCAACAAAUAUAAAUAUUCUAAGUAA